UUUGGCGCCUGUUUUUUGCAAAGUGGAAAAAAUCAUAGAAAUUCUUGUUAUAAUUCUCUUAUAAAACAUAUGUUAUAUGUUAUAAUUAUCUUAUGUUCUGUGGAAAAAAUGUUAUAAGGAAACCAUGGAAGAAGAUACGACAUGUAAGCGUCUGGGUCCUUUAUUUUUCGGUGCAAAAACACUGCUAAGGUACCUAGUAUUUCAGAGUUAAUACAACUAUUCUGCGAUCAUUAAAUAUAAGCAAUAGUUUUUCUGCAUAAUGGAGCAAAUAUGGGUUAAAAAAGAACCUGAAGAUUUAGUCAAUGAUUCUGAUGGUGAUAUUUUGAUGAAUUACGAUAAGCCAAGUACAUCUGCUGACCGAGAAAUGCCUUCAACCUCUGGGGUAGCAAUAAAACAAGAAAUCAAAGAAGAAUUGGAUUUUCAUGAUGAGUUUCUUGGCAAAGGAUCUGAAGAAAGUUACAAUAAAUAUUUUGAUGAUGGAGAUGAUCGUGAAGAUUUCUCUUGCAAUAUAAAAAAAGAAGAAUGGGGCAGUGACUUUUAUGAAGAAGAUGAUAAAAAUUCUUCACACAAUGAAGAGAAAGAUGAGGAUGAAGCCAUGUUUGAGACGAAAUCCAUGGUGGAAUAUCACGGGGAUGAAUAUUAUGAUGAAUCAGGGACCAACAAUGAAGUUCUAAAUGAAAUAGUCCUCCCAAAAGAAGAAAAAGAAAGUCACAAGGAACAGAAGUUGUUGGAGUGUGACAUUUGUCUUCGGAAAUAUCAAACAAAGGAGGGUUUAUAUCAACAUAAAAAGUAUGUCCAUGAAAUAGAAGAACAGGAACAAUUUAAGUGUGAAAAAUGCGAAUAUCAAAGUUCAAGAAAAUGUCAUUUAAACGAUCAUUUAAAAAUUCACGACAAGACAAACUAUUUAAAGUGCCAAUUUUGCAAGUACAUGGCUGCUCGAUUGCGAACUUUAAAUGCACACAUAUUAAGUAAGCAUAAAAUUGAAAGCAAUGAAGGUGAACAUAAAGUUAAAAUAACAAGUAAAAUACACACUUGCCCCAAGUGUUCCUAUUCAACGGUUUUUAAAACAAGUUAUGAUAAUCACGUGAAGGUUUGUUUGAAAUUAAAAAAUGUCAAAUGCUACGAAUGUGAAAUUUGCCAUUUCAGAACCAUUCACAAAAGAAGUUUGAAUAGUCAUAAGAAAACUCACAAUAAAAUAAAGCAACUGACAUGUUUAUUUUGUCCACAUAAAAGUAACGAAAAGAGAAAUUUAGACAACCACAUUUUAACUAAACAUCCUGAUUUGUUGAACGAAUCUAAUAAAAAUGUAAUCACUUCUAAAAUACAUGCUUGUCAACACUGUAAUUACAAAACCGCAAUUGUUAGUGAUUUAAAAAGACAUUUAAGUCACAAUCAUUAAAUAAUAUUAUAUGUAAUUUAAGAAGGUUCGGGCACGAUAUUAGUCUAUGGCACGCCGUUUUAACAUUUAUUAAAUAAUUUUUUAAUUUAAAAUUUUAUUGGUAAUAUUUCCAACUAAAAAUUUUAGGUUUAUAUUUAUAAAUUUAAAAUAUUUUUAACUAUCAUGUAUUGAAAAUUUACUAGCAGUUAGUGUAUUAUGUGCUGGUUCAGGGCGUUAUUUAAUACAAGAGUUUAAUAAUAACAUAUGUUAUUAAUAAUGUUACAUAUGGGUGAUUCUACAAAAGUUGGACAACUUGAUGUCAUCAGUCAAUAUUUUUUGAAAAUAUUUAUUUAUCUUAAAUUUUUUAACUUCCCUACAAACUAUAAAACAUUAAAUAAUGUAUUUUUCAUAUUUUAUCAUAGAUUCGAAUAAUAGCAAUUUAAAAAAAAAAGAAUUAAUCUUUGUACUCACUUUUACCCGUCAGUUCUGUGUCCAAUGUUAAAAUUCAAAAUUCCUGCGAAAUAUUGAAGUUUAAACGUCAAGUCCUCGUUUUAACUCAAGUGUUGGUAAAAAAUUACCUACAGAUCCCGCCCUUUGCACGACAGUCAUCUUGAAAACAAUGCAAAUUUUUUAACUUCCCUACAAACUAUAAAACAUUAAAUAAUGUAUUUUUCAUAUUUUAUCAUAGAUUCGAAUAAUAGCAAUUUAAAAAAAAAAGAAUUAAUCUUUGUACUCACUUUUACCCGUCAGUUCUGUGUCCAAUGUUAAAAUUCAAAAUUCCUGCGAAAUAUUGAAGUUUAAACGUCAAGUCCUCGUUUUAACUCAAGUGUUGGUAAAAAAUUACCUACAGAUCCCGCCCUUUGCACGACAGUCAUCUUGAAAACAAUGCAAGUGGCGAAGUUGUGGUGAAUGCACGUAUAGUUCCAGUCAAAAGUUUAGUACUGUGGAGAGUACUAUACAGUGCUUGCAAAUCCAAGUCCGACCGCGUUGGGAAGGAUGGUUGUUCAAUACCCGCGUGAAAAGAAUAAGGAUAGAAUGCCAAACAUAAUUUGAUUGGUCAGAGCGUCAGGCGUGCGUAUUGUAAGCGCCUUCUGUUUGGCGUUCUAUCCUUGUUAUUUUCACGCGUCCUUCCCAAACCGGUCGGACUUGGAUUUGCAAGCACUGUAUAUACGUAUAUAUAAAAUAAAAAAUAUCACUAAAAUACUUAAUUCCGAAUUAUAAUCUCAAAUUUGUAUCCCAUUCAUCAGUACCGUGUCGUCAGUUCAAUGUUCGAUGUUUCGGUUAUCUUUUUUUUGCAAACUUGCGCAGAACUUGUUUAUUUAAUGUCAUUAUAAACUAUAAAUUUGGUGUGGGUCCCAUAUCUAAUAGUUGAGAUAUCGGUAUACCCAAAAUCCACCAGCCGCCACUGAUUGUGAGGUUGGUAUAUAAACAACAAGUGUAAAGUGUUAACUGGCUUUUAUUUCAACUGCGCGGCCUUAUACACAUUGUUUCAG
Messenger RNA from Brassicogethes aeneus, 2871 nucleotides. Lineage: Eukaryota; Metazoa; Arthropoda; Insecta; Coleoptera; Nitidulidae. The record is from the annotation of a GenBank genome assembly.